AUGAAUCGACUUUUCGGUCAAGCAAAAGGUAGCACUGUACCAAAGCCUACACUGAAUGACACCGCGGCGACUAUUGACUCACGUGUCGAAACAUUGAACAAACAAAUUGCAUCUGUGGACCAAGAACUUCAAGCGUAUAGCAGAUUGCCUCCAGCGAAGAAAGCCGGUCAAAAAGCAAGAGCGAUGGCUUUAUUAAGUAAAAAGAAAAUGUAUGAACGACAACGAAUGACACUGGAAGGUCAAGCGAGUAAUAUCGGUGCAACGGCUUUUGCUGUGAGCAACAUCGAAACACAGAAACAAAUCUUUACUGGAUUGAAAGAUGCAAAGAAACAAUUAGUAAAGGGUUAUAAAGAUUUAAAACCUGAAAAAGUUGAAGCACUUAUGGAUGAUUUGGACGACCAACUUCUUGAUCAAGAUGAAAUGAAUGAUAUGUUCAGUCGACCUAUUGGCCAAGAUACAUACAUGACUGACGCCGAUCUUGAAAGCGAAUUGGCUGGUCUUGCUGAACAAGAGUUUGGUAUGGAAUCCAAUGCUAUGUUCGAUGAUUUACAUGCACCAAGUGUUCCUGUUCAACCACUUGAUGGCGGUCGCGCAACAGCGGCGACAACUAAAGAUGGCGUGAUGGUUGAUGAAUUCGGUUUGCCGAAACUUCCUGCGCCAGGCAUGAAGAACUAA
Adineta ricciae is the source of this 675-nucleotide messenger RNA. Lineage: Eukaryota; Metazoa; Rotifera; Eurotatoria; Adinetida; Adinetidae. The record is from the annotation of a GenBank genome assembly.